Molecule: messenger RNA, 856 nt
Organism: Ectocarpus sp. CCAP 1310/34
Lineage: Eukaryota; Phaeophyceae; Ectocarpales; Ectocarpaceae
Source: the annotation of a GenBank genome assembly
AUGUCAGAGGCCAAGAAACGCGUGGCCGAAAACGAGAGCUCCGCCAACAUGGCCGAGGCUACCUACCGUGCGGAAGCACACGUCGGGGUGGGGCACGUUGCUGUACAGGGCAUGUCGCCAAGCAGGGGUUCGUUCAACCAGGUGGCCAUGGAAGACGAGAAGCGGGCCGCGGCUGACCGAGACCUAGCCAUCAAGAAGGCGGCCUACAAGGCCGAGGUCAACCACGCCGAGGCCACCGCGGCGGUAGCGUUCGACAUCGAGAAGGCCCGGCAAGGGCAGACGGUGGUGCGAGAGCAGACGAAGCAGAGGGCGGAGGAAGCCCUGGUGAUGCUGGACGUGCAGGGUACGGAGGCCCUGACGAUGCAGAAGCAGAAGGAGGGUGUCUCGAAGGCGAUGCUCAUCGAGGAGAAGAACAAGGCCGAGGCCAUCCGCGCCACGGCCGACGUGAGCAUUUCGGGGGAAUUGGCCGUAUAUCGUCGCUGUUUAGUCGUGGGGAAGGCUAGAGGAGGAGUUCUGAUCGCCGUGGCUUGUGUGGCAUCUUUCUCCAUUACGUGCGUCGUACGCUCCCCUGGAGGGUAAUACUUUUGCCAUAUGCCAGGGUCGAGCCGUGCGCCGUACAUCCCGGUGCGUUUAGCAGGCAUAUGCGCCGCCUGCUCUAGUCGCGAAACUUGCCGCCCGGCAUGACGUGGUGUUCGUUUUGUUCCCCGGAGAACUCUUUGCUGCUUGCGGUUCGGCGCGGAGGCCACGAACGAAUACCAGUCGCCACCAAGAUCGCGGGGCAGGUCGAUGUUUCUCACAAGCUCUUGUUCCUUUGGAUUGGCCAGGCAAUUCUGCUUUUUACAGGAUUUUUCCGUCC